CGAAGCCAGAGGCUUAAUGACUGAGCCACCCAGGCGCCCGCCCCAACCCCAUUCUCAAGAAGGAACUACUGUUACCUGUUUCUUACUACUCUCUCAGAGAUGUGCUGUGUGUAUAUGAACUUAAGAGCCAAUGAGCAAAUGUUAACAUUUGUGUCUUAGGCUGUUUUCCCUAACAGGUAUAUCUUGGUGAUGUUAAUACCUGGAGAGUUGUCUCAUUCUUCUGAAUGACCGUGUAAUAUGCUUAAAAUCAAUGCUCCUUAAUUAAUUAACUUGUUCCCCACUGGCAGUUGUUCGCCUGCUUUGAGUCUUUUGCUGGUAUAAGUAAUGCUGUAAUGAACAUUCUCGAAAGUACGUGUUUUGCGCACACAUAUGGGAGUAUGUGUAUACGUUACAGUCUUAGGGGUGGGAUUGCUGGGUCAAAGGGAGUGUACAUUCACAUUUUAACCAGAAUGACAUCAUCAUUCUCCAUGGCAGUUGGACCAGUUCGCACACCCACUAACAGUGUAAAUGCUUCAACCACAGCUUCACCAAUGCAGUGUGUUCUCAAACUCUUUCAUCCUUGCCAUCCGAUAGAUGAAAACUGGUAUAUCUUUGUAGGAUAAAUGUGCAUUCCUCUUGUCAUGAAUGCACUUACUUGCCUGGGGUAUGUGUUGUUCCUGGUUGGGUUUCUCAAUAUUUUCCUUUCUGUUAAGACUCUAUUUCCCUGUUUUUUAUAUGUGUGAACAAUUGUGUUAUUAUCUGUUUUCAUAUCAUGCUGCUAUUCUGGAGUUUACUCUCCAAAGCAAUAAGAUUAAGGAUCAUAUCAUGUGUGUCAUGGAUGCCAGUUACAGUGUACUAUUUCAAAACUUUGUAUAGCCUUUAGAAAUAGUAUAUGUAAUCAAGAGCUUUAACAGCAUUGUUUUGAUCUUCAAGCAAAGACACAUUUAGAUGCCAGAGAAUGACAAAGUAUAGCAGGAAUGCAGGAAAAAUGUCACCUGAGCUGAACACCCAGAUCAAGAGGCCGGGAGGGAGGUCAGAACGGAUCUUCAGAUUUUCAUAGUUAGUUCUUGGUUAUUCCUGGCAAGGAAGACACGAUCAGACAGACCUGCGUAAAGCAAAAGUCAUUUAGUCUGGGUACCUGGGUAUGAUCCGUCCCUCCCUACAGUUGCCCUGCUCGUCCCAUCCCUAGAACCUGCCGGAUUCUUGCCUUUAGUCAAGGGUCCAGGAACAAAAGGAAGGAAACUCCCAGCUCCCAAGAGUAGCACGUGCUCUGAACAGCGGCUCUGGGAGAGAAGUGUGGUGAGGUCGGCCCCCUGCUCCUUGCUGAAGCGCCCACGGACCUGAGAGCUGCUUGUGUUUUUCCAGCCGCAGUUGGGUUUCUGGCCGUGUCCAGUGUCAUCACCAUGUCUGCUCCCUUCUUCCUGGGAAAGAUCAUCGAUGUCAUUUACACAGACCCCACUGUGGACUCCAGCCAUAGCCUGACCCACCUCUGCCUGGUGCUCAGCGGCGUGUUCCUGUGCGGUGCUGCUGCCAACGCUGUUCGUGUCUACCUCAUGCAGACUUCAGGUCAGCGCAUUGUGAAUAGGUUGAGAACCUCCUUAUUCUCCUCUGUUCUGCGGCAAGAGGUUGCUUUCUUUGACAAGACUCGCACUGGAGAAUUGAUUAACCGCCUUUCCUCAGACACCGCGCUCCUCGGGCGUUCGGUGACCGAAAACCUCUCAGAUGGGCUCAGGGCGGGGGCCCAGGCUUCUGUUGGCAUUGGCAUGAUGUUUUUUGUCUCACCUAGUCUGGCCACUUUUGUUUUGAGUGUGGGGCCUCCAGUAUCCAUCCUUGCUGUGAUUUAUGGACGUUAUCUACGGAAACUAACCAAACUUACGCAGGAUUCCCUGGCACAAGCCACUCAGCUAGCUGAGGAACGUAUUGGAAAUAUAAGAACUGUUCGAGCUUUUGGGAAAGAAAUGACUGAAAUAGAGAAAUAUGCUGGCAAAAUGGACCACGUGAUGCAGUUAGCAAGGAAAGAAGCGUGUGCUCGGGCUUUCUUCUUUGGAGCAACAGGGCUCUCCGGGAACCUGAUCGUGCUUUCUGUCCUCUACAAAGGAGGGCUGCUGAUGGGCAGUGCCCAGAUGACCGUGGGUGAACUCUCAUCCUUCCUACUGUAUGCUUUCUGGGUUGGAGUGAGCAUUGGAGGUCUGAGCUCUUUCUACUCGGAGCUGAUGAAAGGGCUGGGUGCCGGGGGCCGCCUCUGGGAGCUUCUUGAGAGAGAGCCUGAGCUGCCUUUUAAUGAAGGGGUCAUUUUAAACCAGGAGAGCUUCCAGGGCACUUUGGAGUUUAGGAAUGUGCACUUCAGCUAUCCAGCUCGCCCGGAGGUGCCCAUAUUCCAGGAUUUCAGCCUCUCCAUCCCAUCCGCAUCGGUCACGGCGCUGGUUGGCCCAAGUGGUUCUGGCAAAUCAACAGUGGUGUCCCUUCUGCUGAGGUUGUAUGACCCCGUUUCUGGAACUAUCAGUCUUGAUGGCCAUGAUAUCCGUCAGCUAAAUCCAGUCUGGCUGAGAUCCAAGAUUGGGACAGUGAGUCAGGAACCAAUUUUGUUUUCUUGCUCUAUUGCUGAGAACAUUGCUUACGGUGCAGACGACCCCUCCUCAGUGACGGCGGAGCAGAUAGAAAGAGUGGCUGAUGUAGCUAACGCAGGUGCUUUCAUCCGAGACUUCCCCCAAGGAUUCAACACUGUGGUCGGAGAAAAGGGCGUUCUCCUUUCAGGUGGGCAAAAACAACGGAUUGCGAUUGCCCGUGCUCUGCUUAAGAAUCCCAAAAUUCUUCUCCUCGAUGAAGCAACCAGUGCCCUGGAUGCUGAAAAUGAGCACCUGGUGCAAGAAGCUCUCGACCGGCUCAUGGCAGGAAGAACAGUGUUAAUCAUUGCCCACCGUUUGUCCACCAUUAAGAAUGCCAACAUGGUGGCUGUUCUUGACCAAGGAAAGAUUACAGAAUGCGGGAAGCAUGAGGAACUGCUUGCAAAACCAGAUGGGAUAUACCGAAAAUUAAUGAACAAACAGAGGCUUGUUCCAGCAUAAAGGAGCAAUGAUCGAUAACGUGAACAUGAGAGACUUUAGAGCAAAACAUCGUUGCAGGAAAAAAAACUUAGGGAUGGUAUCUGAUCUGUAAAUCAUACUUCAGGUUAUUUAAAAUACGCCUAUUUUUUCCAAGGUGGGGAAAAUAUUGUUUUGAGAUGUACCUGUUCUCAAUACCUUUCUAUUCAGAGUUUUAAUAAUUGUGACUUUCUAAAUACACUGAAAUUAUCUUCAGGUUUUUUACUUUCUUUUAUCCUGGAAUACCUUAAUUAAUAUAACAUGGCACCUCAUUUUAUUUUUUUUUACCGGCUCUUACAGAUUGAAGCUAUUGUCAAAUGACAACUUUUAAAAGGGGGUUGUAAGUAAAAAGCCUAAAUUGUUUUAGGUGAUUUGCCAAUCAGUCUGUAAUUCUCUUGGUAGUAUUUACCUGCAUUGUGUCUGAUUUUAUUAUAAGAUGAAAUCUUCCCUUUUUAAAAUUCUGAUAAUCUCUUGAAGGGAACCUGAAAUACAGACAUAGAGGAAUAGUUAGUGUCACAUGGAGAGAAGGGAACAUCUAUGUUCCCCAUAUCCUGUAUCUUCAGGGGUAUGAGACCUUAGAAAUGUGUGUUCCUCUGGGAGGAAACUGUGUUUGGAUGUGUGUGAUUUUCAGCAUUUUUAGCACAUGAAAGCCUGAUCAGUUUUAAAAGGGGAAGAGGCCCAUCCUUUGAAUAUGGAAACUUCUAUUUUAAUUAUUCACACAUUUGUUACUUUGGAAAGCCAGGCAUGAACUGCUAGGUAUUAACAAGGGGUAAAAAUGAAUUUUUGAUGCCUUUUUCUUGUUUUAUGUGAAGGCCUGUAUUUUGAAGAUUAUCUUUUAAAAAUUCAUAAUUUCUACCAAAUUUUAGGUUUUAUCAGUUAAAUACUUUUGAAAGUUCAUUCAAUGAGGCAAAAAACCUAAAUAAAUGUAAUUUCAACCUUAAAACAUUUGAAGAAAGUUUAGUUCUUCCUAUUAUAUGUAAUAUCAAGAAACUCUCAGAACUUGUUACUCUUCUGAAAAAAGGACAAUAACCCUUUUUAUUUAAGGCUAUAGUUUUUUCACUCAAAUGCCUCAGAAUUCUGAAAGCAAUGCUGAUAACUAUUAGAUUUGCCAUACUUCAAAUCAGUGCUGUUAAUUUGCUCUGCCUCGAGAAAAAGUGCUUUUUCUUACAUUGAUAAUGCCAGAACUUAAGAAAUAACUAUGUUGAUGUAAUUAAAAUAGAAGUUUGUCCGUGUCCUAAGUAUUGAUGAGUUCACUGAUUAUUUCAUGACAAGCGUGUCAUAUUAUAAUUCAUUCUACAUAAGGGAAUUUAUUAUUGAAUAAAAUGAACUCAGUGAGUAAAUGAACUCCAUGUUCUUUGUAUUAGGAAACAAUACAUCUGUGACAAUCAUUUUAACAAGCUUUACUUGUAUUCUUUAUACAAUUUGCUAUUAUGGUGUGGUUUUCAGAAAGCAGACAAAACAAUUACAAGGCUGGAUCUGAGGGAAAUCUCUUUGUGCCAUAGAAGUAUUUACAAAAUUGAAUUUGAUCAUUUUAUUUUAUUUUCUAAUACAAGAUGUUCAAUUGUGUCUUUAGGGAACAUUUUUUAUCCUGGAUUAAAAUUUAUAGUGAA
This is a messenger RNA of Neogale vison (American mink), 4669 nucleotides long. RefSeq names its product ATP binding cassette subfamily B member 10 (gene ABCB10). Lineage: Eukaryota; Metazoa; Chordata; Mammalia; Carnivora; Mustelidae. Gene Ontology annotation, cellular component: membrane. Gene Ontology annotation, molecular function: ATP binding; ABC-type oligopeptide transporter activity; ATP hydrolysis activity. Bases 1383 to 3044 code for a protein of 553 amino acids. The record is from RefSeq and is a predicted model, not a curated record. Gene Ontology annotation, biological process: transmembrane transport. The transcript has 12 exons.